AUGAGUGUCAAAAGAAGGGUUUGGCUCGGAACAUUCGAGACGGCCGAGGAGGCCGCUCGUGCCUACGACGAGGCGGCCAUCCUAAUGAGCGGCCGCAACGCAAAAACGAACUUUCCGGCGCCGCCCAAUCGCGAAACCUCCGCCACUGCCACGUCAUCGUCACUGUCGUCCACGUCAGCAAAAUCGUCUUCUCUCUCCUCCAUCUUGAGCGCGAAGCUCCGCAAAUGCUGCAAGUCCCCUUCUCCUUCCCUCACUUGUCUCAGGCUCGACAACGAGAGCUCGCAUAUUGGCGUUUGGCAGAAACGGGCCGGGUCGAGAUCCGAGUCCAGCUGGGUCAUGACUGUCCAGCUCAGCAAAAAUAACUUUAGUAAUAAUAACAAUAAUAGUAAUGGUCAAAGUCUGGCGGUUAUGGAGAAGCCGGCGGACGACGUGGUGGUGCCGCAGCCGGAGGCGGCGGCGGCAGCGGAGGGAGUGAGGGGAGGGAUUGACGAGGAAGAAAGGAUUGCGUUGCAGAUGAUUGAAGAGCUUCUUAACAGGAAUUGA
Messenger RNA from Striga asiatica, 543 nucleotides. The record is from the annotation of a GenBank genome assembly. NCBI's taxonomy places the organism in Eukaryota, Viridiplantae, Streptophyta, Magnoliopsida, Lamiales, Orobanchaceae.